UCUAAUCUGAAGCAUCGAUUUCUCACUCGACGGCCAGGAUUGCUGAUCUCCACCACCCUUCGGAAAUCACUACUCGCCAAUCGCCACCGGAUCGAACCCAUACCGGCUUCUUCCAUCCGCCGCCGCCGCCGCCGCCGGCCCCGAAACCCCAAACCCCCAACCCGCCGCGGCCCCGCCCGAGAUGGCUGCGUACCUGAGCAUGGGCGAGGCGCACCGCCGCAUCGCCGACUACCUCGCCCGCGUCGUCGACGCCAUCUCCUCGUCUGACGGCGCCGCGCUCGCCUCCCUCCUCGCCAUCUCCUCCGCGCCCGCCUCCACCCCGCUCUCCGACGCCCUCGCCGCCUUCCCGGACUUCCCUCGCCUCGCCGCAGACCGCUUCCCGAACCUCUCCGACCUCCUCGUCCCGCUGCUUCGUACCAUCCACUCCCACUCCCGCCAGCGCUACGCCGACGCCUACUCCUCGUUCGAGAAGGCCGCCAACGCGUUCCUGCAGGAGUUCCGGAACUGGGAGACGCCGUGGGCGAUGGAGGCGAUGCACACGGUGGCGCUCGAGAUCAGGCUACUCGCCGAGAAGGCAGAUAGGGAGCUUGCGACGAGUGGAAAGAACCCCGACAAGCUUCAGGCAUCUGGGUCCUUCCUGAUGAAGGUUUUCGGUGCAUUAGCGGUAAAAGGACCUAAGCGUAUCGGAGCACUCUAUGUAACUUGUCAGCUAUUCAAAAUCUACUUCAGGCUUGGAACAGUUAACCUCUGUCGUAGUGUUAUAAGAAGUAUCGAAACUGCCAGGAAUUUUGAUUUCGAAGAUUUUCCAGUGAAAGAUAAGGUCACUUAUAUGUAUUAUACUGGGCGCUUGGAGGUGUUCAAUGAGAAUUUUCUUGUCGCAGAUCAGAAGCUAACUUAUGCUUUGAUGCAUUGCAAUUCUCAAAGCGAGUCAAAUUUGAGGAGAAUUUUGAAGUUUCUUAUUCCAGUAAAGCUUUCAAUAGGAGUAUUGCCAGAAAGGAUCCUCCUGGAGAAGUACAAUCUGCUUGAGUAUGCAGAUGUUGUGACCUCACUCAAGAGAGGAGAUCUCAGGCUUCUCAGGCAAGCCCUAGACAGGCAUGAAGACCAAUUUUUGAAAUCUGGCGUCUACCUCGUAUUGGAGAAACUCGAACUUCAGGUCUAUCAGAGAUUGGUUAAGAAAAUCCAUAUCAUUCAGAGGCAGAAGGAACCAGCCAAGGCACAUCAAAUUAAGCUAGACGUCGUAGUAAAAACUCUCAAAUGGCUUGAAAUCGACAUGGAUGUGGAUGAGGUGGAGUGUAUCAUGGCAUGCCUCAUAUACAAGAAUCUUAUAAAAGGUUACUUUGCUCACAAAAGCAAAGUUCUUGUCCUCAGCAAACAAGAUCCCUUUCCCAAGUUGAAUGGGAAACCCGUUUAGCUACAGAAUCAUAACAGACAAUCUUGUAGUCCAUUGAACUUUCUCAUAGUUUUGAUGUGUUGGACACAGAAGUUCCUUGUUUUUGUAGUUACUGGAACGCUUUCCUGACAAGGACACUUGUAUUUAAGCACUCUUGGAAGUAUCUUGUAUCAAUGUAUCAUUAUUGGCCUUCA
Molecule: messenger RNA, 1584 nt
Organism: Phragmites australis (common reed)
Lineage: Eukaryota; Viridiplantae; Streptophyta; Magnoliopsida; Poales; Poaceae
Product: enhanced ethylene response protein 5
Exons: 12
Coding region: 182-1411 (409 amino acids)
Biological process (GO): transcription elongation by RNA polymerase II; post-transcriptional tethering of RNA polymerase II gene DNA at nuclear periphery; poly(A)+ mRNA export from nucleus
Cellular component (GO): transcription export complex 2
Molecular function (GO): double-stranded DNA binding; RNA binding
Source: RefSeq, a predicted model, not a curated record